AUGGAAACACACAUUUCGUGCCUUUUCCCGGAAAUACUGGCCAUUAUUUUCAGCUACUUGGACGUAAAAGACAAAGGGAGGGUAGCCCAAGUGUGCGCGGCCUGGAGGGACGCGUCCUACCACAAGUCUGUGUGGAGGGGGGUGGAAGCCAAGCUCCAUCUGCGACGAGCCAACCCGUCUCUGUUCCCCAGUCUGCAGGCCAGGGGCAUCAAGAAAAUCCAGAUUCUCAGCCUGAGGCGAAGUCUGAGCUACGUGAUUCAGGGGAUGCCCCACAUCGAGAGCCUCAACCUGUGUGGGUGCUUCAACCUCACGGACAAUGGCCUCGGACAUGCCUUUGUGCAGGACAUCCCGUCCCUCCGAGUGCUGAACCUCAGCCUGUGUAAGCAGAUCACCGACUCCAGCCUGGGCAGGAUCGCCCAGUACCUCAAAAACCUGGAGGUGCUUGAGCUCGGGGGCUGCAGCAACAUCACCAACACGGGCCUGUUGCUGGUGGCCUGGGGCUUGCACGGGCUCAAAAGCCUCAACCUGCGCAGCUGCCGGCACGUGUCCGACGUGGGCAUCGGUCACCUGUCCGGGAUGACCCGCAGCGCGGCGGAGGGCUGCCUGUCCCUGGAGAAACUCACUCUGCAGGACUGCCAGAAGCUGACCGACCUCUCGCUCAAGCACGUCUCCAAGGGCCUGAACAAGCUCAAGGUGCUCAACCUGAGCUUCUGCGGGGGGAUUUCGGACGCGGGAAUGAUCCACCUGUCGCACAUGACCCACCUGUGCAGCCUCAACCUGCGCUCCUGCGACAACAUCAGCGACACGGGCAUCAUGCACCUGGCCAUGGGCUCCCUCCGCCUGUCCGGGCUGGACGUGUCCUUCUGCGACAAGAUCGGGGACCAGAGCCUGGCCUACAUCGCCCAGGGCCUGUAUCAGCUGAAGUCCCUGUCCCUGUGCUCCUGUCACAUCAGCGACGACGGCAUCAACAGAAUGGUGCGCCAGAUGCACGAGCUCAAGACUCUGAACAUCGGCCAGUGCGUGCGCAUCACCGACAAGGGGCUGGAGCUGAUAGCCGACCACCUGACGCAGCUGACCGGCAUCGACCUGUACGGCUGCACCAAGAUCACCAAGAGGGGCCUGGAGCGGAUAACGCAGCUCCCGUGCCUUAAAGUGCUGAACCUGGGACUGUGGCAGAUGACGGAGAGCGAGAGAGUGAGGUGA
Menidia menidia (Atlantic silverside) is the source of this 1203-nucleotide messenger RNA. NCBI's taxonomy places the organism in Eukaryota, Metazoa, Chordata, Actinopteri, Atheriniformes, Atherinopsidae. The record is from the annotation of a GenBank genome assembly.